AUGGAAAGAUACGUUCCGGUCGAGUAUACGAGUAGUCCAAUUGUGGAUAUUCUAUCGUCUACAUCGCAAGAAUGUCGUCCUACACCUAACACAGCACCUACAUUUGCAAUUCGAUCAGUCACUUGUUGUGCCUCUGGCUCCGGCUCAAGUUCGAGUCCUUGCCGAAACGACGACGACAAUAGAAGCAGUGCUGAUCAAAGCGCUGAGGAAAUGCCGCCGUGGAAGAAUGGCGACAGAACUGAAAACACAGGAGAUGAACUGGACGCGAGAAGUUAUGAUGAUGAGUUCAAGCAAGAAGCUCAGACAUCGAAUUCAUUCGAUGAUGGCCCAGAUCAGAUAGCACUUCUUGAACGUAUCGUUCGUACACAUCCCGUUUGGUAUCUUCAGCAUGUCAAUCGUUCGGUGGCCGUUCACCUGUUAAGACCAAUGCAACCUGGUGUAUGCCACUUCCCACUUGAAUCUCGAUUCUCAUCCUAUUAUGUCGCUAAAUUUCUCUCAAGUCAAAAAUUCUCCUGUACAUUCAGAGUAUUCAUUGUUCGUGCAUCAUCCAAAAAGAAUUCAAUGGCACUGAGCAUUCGUCUGGAUAAUCCAAGCAGUGCGGAUAUCGAUCACUAUUUGAUACAAACCGAUAAACGAACUCGUCAAGUUCACUUACAAGCUUCACCAUUUCGCUUCAAAUCCCUACCGUUACUGAUCGAACACUACUGCACUCAUGGCGAGGAACUCCAAGUACGUCUCAGUUUACCUGUGGCUAUUAGAGAAUGUCCUUCAACCAGGCAACUGCAAAGUAUUGCUCUAAUGGGCCAAGGUAGGCUUUUCCUAAAUCCUCAUACUGAAAUCCUUUUCGCACAACGGAAAUUCCAGUCCGCAAGCAAUCAUCAAAUGUCUCUUGGUUUGAUCUCUCAAUGA
Molecule: messenger RNA, 909 nt
Organism: Anisakis simplex (herring worm)
Lineage: Eukaryota; Metazoa; Nematoda; Chromadorea; Rhabditida; Anisakidae
Source: the annotation of a GenBank genome assembly